Molecule: messenger RNA, 2267 nt
Organism: Synchiropus splendidus (mandarinfish)
Lineage: Eukaryota; Metazoa; Chordata; Actinopteri; Syngnathiformes; Callionymidae
Gene: armc10
Product: armadillo repeat containing 10
Exons: 6
Coding region: 196-1242 (348 amino acids)
Cellular component (GO): mitochondrion
Molecular function (GO): protein binding
Source: RefSeq, a predicted model, not a curated record
CCAGAAGUCGAUUGUUGACAUUAGCGGGGCAACUUGUUUCGUCUCGACAAUGAAGCGCCUGUCCCGUUUUAGAUCAUCGAGUAGUCACGGUGCUGCUUUCGUUUAGCAGUUUUCCUUUUUUUCUGUAAUAGCUGCGAAGGUAUCUGGUGGUCAGCCGAAGCGGGCUAAAACAUUAGCUGACGAAACAGCAACAGCAUGGGUGACGGUAGUGUCGCUGCAAAGCUCGGUAACAUGAAGGCGGUGCUCGGUAUAGUAGCUGGCGCUGGAGCCUCCUACGGAAUAUACAAGCUCUUGAGUGGAGGACGUUUUAAGAAAAGUAAGAAAGAUGUGACCAGUGCUGAACUUAGCAGCCAGUCAAGCGAUGCAACCGUUCAGCCAGGCAGCCUGAUGGCCAAAGUAUCCGGAUUGGAUGUAGUUUGUCGUCGACCUGUUGCCAAGGAGAACGUUGAUGUUGAAUCAGGUCAAGUUAUCCAUCAAGCGACUGGAAACCUGGAACCACAGCACCUGAAAAUGUUACUUGCGUGUCUGCAGACAAGCAGCAGUGCACAGCAGAGAUGUCAAAUUCUCUUGACGUUAGGGAAUGCUGCUGCUUUCACUGUAAAUCAGAAUCUAAUUCGAGAUUUUGAAGGCAUCCCCAUUAUAGCCAGUUUCCUGUCUGACCCUGCUGCGGAGGUUCGAGUGCAGUGUUUAAACGCACUAAAUAAUUUAUGCAUGAACAUCCCGAACCAGGAGUGCAUUAAGAUCUAUGUGUCACAAGUGCUUGAGUUGAUCGAAACCUCGCCUGUGAAUUCGGAUCUUCAGCUCAGUGCUCUGAGACUUCUGACAAACCUAGCGGUCACUGUUGACCACCAGCAUCUGCUGAAAGAAUCAAUAACGCUUCUGCUCUCUCUGCUUGUUGUGAGCAAUGAGACAUUACAGAUCCAGUCUUUGAGACUGUUGGUGAAUUUGUCCUCAAAUCCAGACAUGAUGGAUGACAUUGUUCAGGCCCAGGCCCCAGCCUCUGUUUUGCUGUUGUUUGACUUGAACACUGCGCCUGCUGUGCUUUCGAGGCUCCUGUCAUUUGUUGGGAACCUGAAAGCCUGGACCCCUUCUGCCCAGGUGGCUGAGGAGCUGAGGCAGAAGCAGGAUUCUGUCUUUCGUGUCAUGUUGGACGACUCCUCGGAGCUUCAUAGCAGACUAAUCAAGUUGCUUUCGCAUCCCGAUAAAGACAUUCAGAAUCAGGUGGCUCGAAUCUUGACGUAGAGUUUUUGCUUUCAUUCAGUUUGCCAAAUUCUAGUUCUCAGAAAUGUUAACUCAUCAGGUUCCCAGUUUACAUAUAUUCAUAUACAUGUCCACACUCAUAAAAUAUCUCAAUUUACCUGCUCAUCUAUCCAUAAAUAUAUAUAUAUAUAAUCCAACACACUUUUUCUGCUGAAAUAAAGUUUCAUUAUAUCAUUAGGAAUAUGGAUGUAGAUUCCAUAAAAGGUUUACACAAAGACAUAAGCCAAUGCCACUGCCAACUAUUUUAAAUAAACACUGUAUUGUACUUUAGUAGGUUUUUUGUUUCAUAAAAUCUCAAAUGCAUCAUCAGGAUAUUGGAUAUUUUUUUCAGAAAUGAUUUCAUUUUGUAUAUUACAGUGACUGAAUAGUGGUUGAAAGUGUUCAGGUUUGCUGCUGCACACCUUAGCAUGCCUUAAAAUGAACGUUGAAAGUGUUUUUCUGCUGAGAAAUUCUGACACAGCUGAUAUAUACAUUUUUGUAUUUAUUAUAUUUUUAUUUUUUAAAGACUUGACUGCAUGAUAGACAAUCCCGGUUGUGCAGUGAUUCCAUGCUCAAGAGUUUGUUCAGGAUUCUUAACACCUGCAGACCCUCCAAGGAGACUUUGAAGGGAGUUCCAAACUAAAAUGUUUAUAAAAGUAGAGACUACUCAUGGGAAUCUGAUGAACUUUUUUCUUUUGUCAUAAUGUGAUGCUUUAAUUUGCACUGACCGAAAGUGAAACUUUUACCUGCAGGACUGGUGCCGUGUUCUCCUGCUGACUGCUGCAAGCUAUUUCAAAAAUGGGGUUGAAUGUUAGCAAUCUCCCACCUGUAAUUUGCAUGAUCAGUUAUGGCGUUUAUGAUUUUGUUUUAAGCUUCUUUUACUGAACAAGAAUUGAUGCACAUGAUCAUUGUUGGACCCAGAUGUUGUUAAAGCCAAAUCGUAUAAUUCCUCAGGCAGUAAGGUUUACCGGAAAAGUACCAUUUCGGAUUGUACAAUACUGACUGAUGAGUGUGUUACCAAUGUUGAA